AUGGCGCCGGGAGACUCCGGAUCACUGGUUUUUACAUCGACCGGACAUGUUGUGGGCAUAGCCUUUGGGGGAAGUCAUGACGGGGACGUCCUGUACUUCACGCACUCCCAUGACCUCGUCGACGAAAUCAAGGCGACAUCGAAGAGAGACCCCUGGUUGAAAGACAUCGGAUGGUCCUCUAGCGCUUCAGCAGGUCCCAGCUCAUGGGGGGGCAAACAGCAACAAAGCAGUUGA
Messenger RNA from Aspergillus heteromorphus CBS 117.55, 234 nucleotides. RefSeq lists its product as uncharacterized. The coding region runs from base 1 to 234 and encodes 77 amino acids. Lineage: Eukaryota; Fungi; Ascomycota; Eurotiomycetes; Eurotiales; Aspergillaceae. The record is from RefSeq and is a predicted model, not a curated record. The transcript is spliced from 2 exons.